Molecule: messenger RNA, 958 nt
Organism: Eptesicus fuscus (big brown bat)
Lineage: Eukaryota; Metazoa; Chordata; Mammalia; Chiroptera; Vespertilionidae
Gene: CTRL
Product: chymotrypsin like
Exons: 7
Coding region: 125-919 (264 amino acids)
Biological process (GO): proteolysis
Molecular function (GO): serine-type endopeptidase activity
Source: RefSeq, a predicted model, not a curated record
CCAGAAUAGAGCGUGGGACAGGGCUGUGCCCCAUACAGCUGGCCUGGCCUCAUGCCUGGAACUUCAGCCCAAGGACAAGGAGAUCCAUAAAGCCAGGCCCAUCUCAGCCUCAACGCCUGCCACAAUGCUGCUGCUCAGUCUGACCCUUACUCUGACCCUGCUCGGCUCCUCAUGGGGCUGUGGCAUUCCUGCCAUCAGACCGGCACUGAGCUUCAACCAGAGAAUUGUCAACGGGGAGAAUGCAGUGCCAGGCUCCUGGCCCUGGCAGGUGUCCCUGCAGGACAAGAACGGCUUCCACUUCUGCGGUGGUUCCCUCAUCAGCCCGUCCUGGGUAGUCACUGCUGCCCACUGCAAUGUCAUCCCUGGCCGUCAUGUUGUCGUCCUGGGCGAGUACGACCGAUCAUCCAACUCUGAGCCUUUGCAAGUUAUGUCCAUCUCGCGGGCCAUCACACAUCCAUAUUGGAACCCCACCACCUUCAACAAUGACCUGACACUACUGAAGCUUGCCUCCCCAGCCAAGUACACAGCACGCAUCUCACCAGUUUGCCUGGCUUCCCCAAAUGAGGUGUUGCCUACAGGCAUCACGUGUGUUACCACUGGCUGGGGCCGCCUCAGUGGCACAGGCAAUGUGACCCCAGCACGCCUGCAGCAGGUGGCCUUGCCCCUGGUCACUGUGAGACAGUGCCAGCAGUAUUGGGGCUCCCGUAUCACCGACUCCAUGAUCUGUGCAGGUGGCUCAGGGGCCUCCUCGUGUCAGGGUGACUCCGGAGGCCCUCUUGUCUGCCAGAAGGGGAACACAUGGGUGCUUACAGGCAUUGUCUCCUGGGGCACCAGCAAUUGCAAUGUGCGCGCACCUGCCAUGUAUACGCGGGUGAGCAAGUUCAGCACCUGGAUCAACCAGGUCACAGCCCAAAACUGAGCCUACCCACAGGCUACUUCCCUCUUAAUCCAAUAAAGA